Dreissena polymorpha is the source of this 3288-nucleotide messenger RNA. RefSeq names its product exostosin-like 3. The transcript has 11 exons. The record is from RefSeq and is a predicted model, not a curated record. Bases 227 to 3070 code for a protein of 947 amino acids. Gene Ontology annotation, cellular component: membrane. Gene Ontology annotation, molecular function: glycosyltransferase activity. Lineage: Eukaryota; Metazoa; Mollusca; Bivalvia; Myida; Dreissenidae.
GAAAUUUAAUUUUGCUGCAUUUGAGUAUAUUUUUAAGUCGAUUUCAAUACAGAUAAUUUAAAUGUUUGUUUAGAGACACACAAUGGAUGCGCCCAUUGGCAUUGAUUAGUAGAUUUCCUUUGAUUGACGGACUAAAUUAGCCAAACAUAUUUUUCUUCCCCCAGAAGCACCAUAGAUUGUGAAGACAUGGUUAAAUAACGAUGCAAUAGAUAUUUGAUGAUGUGACAUGCUCGCAAUGGAUGGCGGGCAUUCGACAAAGAAGCGUGGCUUCUGCUUCAUGCUCGUCCGCAGUCGUAUAGGACAGCUGAUCCUGGGACUGUUGGCCAUCUUUGUUCUCUCAACCUUCAUAUCGCACUACUACAUUUCAAACUUUGGGGCUGAUGGUGAACUAGGGUACAGGUCAAGGUCAACAAAAAAUCACCCAGAAGAUGCUGACCUUGACAGAGUUCAAUGUCACGAGUUGAAAGGUCAGAUAACGGAGCUUCGUAGAAUUCGUGGGUCUGUAAACAAUGAACUCCGGGAGCUAGAAAGCAAGCGGUUGAGUUUGCAGACGGAAAUCACAAAAGUCAAAACUCACCUGGAAGCGUUAAGGAUCGAACAAGAGAAUAUUGAGAAGAAUAUCAAGCAGUUGACGUUGAACCUGGAUCAGCUGAAAGUAGAAGUGGACGAAUUUUCUAAUGGUGACCAGCAGAUUUUGAAGGCGCCAUUACGAUUUAUACCGUCAUCAAUAAGAAUUAAGGCAAAAUCAGGGACUGAGAAUGACCAGUUUCACAUUUGUUCGAUGUUCACAUGUUUCGACUUCUCCAGGUGUUCACUGCUGUCACCAUUCCUUGUUUAUGUGUAUGGUUUGAAUAGCCAUUUUACUGACAGCAAUUUAAAUGACUUUAUUAAAUCUUCCGUUUAUCAGGCUUUUGAUGGAAAUGCUCAUAUCACUUCUUCCCCUGAGACAGCCUGUAUUUACGUUGCCAUUUUUGGCGAAAUAUUUUCUGAAGAGUCCCCAGAAACAAUUCAAAAUAAGAUCAACUCCCUUCGGUACUGGAAUGGGGAUGGUCUAAAUCACGUACUCAUUAAUCUAGCAAGGUCUAGAUCUAAUGUGGAUCUAUUCCAUGGUGUUAAAACAGGCAGGGCUAUAAUUGUGCAAUCUUCUUUUGUUGAAACCGGUUUUCGCAGACAGUUUGAUAUUGUUGUACCACCGUUGCUGGGUAAUUCUGAUGGAGAAGUGUGGGCAGAAUUGCCUCCCUUGAAUCCAAUAAGGAGGAAUUAUUUACUUUCAUUUUCUGGACAGUUUAAAGAUAAUGCAAAUAGUAUAGCAGCAGUUCAUAAUAAUGAUAUUAAAAAGGCAGGUCCACAGAAUUACCAGUCUCGUACCUUACAGGCUGCGUUACAUGUUCCAAUAUUAAACUCAAGUGUAAAACAUGUUCAAAAUGAACUUGAAGACUUAGAAUCAAGUAUAGUGCAGCAACUUAAACUUUUUGAAAGUGAAGGUACAGAAAAACUCAGUUUUAAUUUUAUGUGUGAGUCAGGGCAUGAAACGGUCGGCAUCAACGGAGAAUGGUUACUCUGUGGGAAUGAAAAUGAUAGAGCGAACAUUUUGAAACAGUCAACAUUCAGCCUAAUUAUUGCUCCAGCAAAUUAUACAAUUAUCUCGACGACAGUGUUUCAGGCGAGACUUUACGAAUCUCUCAAGUCUGGUGCUAUUCCAGUCAUACUUGGGGACUAUGCUGAACUGCCAUUCAGCGAAUUGCUGGAUUGGUCAAAGGCGGUCAUCAUUCUACCUAAGCAGAGAGUCACAGAGCUGUAUUACCUGCUAAGAACCCUGUCCAAUGUUGACAUGAUGGAGUUUAAGAGGAAUGGACGCAGGUUUUGGGAAACGUAUUUCGGGACCAGUAAGAGCGUCGUGACAACCAUGCUGGCUGUCGUGAGGACUCGACUCAACAUUCCCGCGCCACCGGUACGUGAGGAGCCAUCACCGACCGCCGUCAGUAACUUCAUUCCAGUGCCACAGAAUUUGGCCCCAGACCCAGACGAGGUGACAGACGAAGUUCUGGGCCCUGUGGAACCUCCGUUCCCCUCCCAGACCUUCAAACAAAACUACACUGUCUGGACCCUGCGAGACCCCUUCAACAUGCCCGGGGACCCCUUCCAUCUAUUCCCCUUCCUGCCCUUCGAAAAGUUCCUGCCUUCAGAUUCCAAGUUCUUUGGUGCUGGGUCGGGGUAUCGACCAAUCAACAAAGGGGAGGGUGGAUCUGGCAAGGAGUUCUCGGAGUCCAUUGGUGGAAACCAUCCAAGGGAACAGUUCACAAUUGUAAUGUUGACAUACGAGCGUUCUGAUGUCCUGAUCAAGGCUGUGACGCGUCUGAAAGGUUUGCCACACCUCAACAAGGUGAUCGUUGUCUGGAACAACCCAACAGUGCCCUCCGAAAACCUCGGCUGGCCAGAAAUUGGGGUCCCAGUUGUGGUGGUCAAAAUGGCAAAGAAUAGCCUUAACAACCGAUUCCUACCCUUCGAGGACAUACAGACAGAAGCAGUACUGAGUAUUGAUGAUGAUUCGCACCUCAGACACGAUGAGAUUGUCUUUGGAUUCAGGGUCUGGCGUGAGGAGAGGGAUCGUAUUGUGGGUUUUCCAGGCCGCUACCACGCCUGGGACCCCCGCCAUGGGGGCUGGCACUACAACUCCAACUACACCUGUGAGAUGUCAAUGGUCAUCACGGGGGCCGCGUUCUUUCACAAGUACUACUCCUACCUGUACAGUUACACAAUGGCGGCGGCAAUACGGGAGAAAGUGGAUGAGUAUAUGAACUGUGAGGACAUCGCUAUGAACUUUCUUGUGUCCCACAUUACAAGGAAACCCCCUGUCAAGGUGACCUCUCGCUGGACAUUCCGGUGCCCCGGUUGCCCACAACAACUCGCCCUGGAUGAGUCACACUUCAGCGAGCGGCACAAGUGCAUCAACUACUUUGUUGAGAUCUAUGGCUACAUGCCACUAUUAUAUACUCAGUAUAGGGCCGAUUCCAUAUUGUUUAAGACACGGAUUUCACAUGAUAAGCAAAAAUGCUUUAAGUUUAUUUAGCCUGUAUACGUUUUUUUAGCUUCACUGAGUACCUCAUUAUCUUCAUCAGCUUUUGUUAUCUUCUUUUGUCAGUCGUGUGUUGAAUGUCGUUCGUUGUAAAUUGGCCUUGUGAACACUCUAGACACUGUAUGUAUUGCCCAAUCUUCAUACACUUGGUUAGGACAUUUUUCCAAUGUUAUCUUGGCAGAGUUUAAAACUGGGUAAUGAAGAUAAAAAAC